CAAUUGCCACAUUCACGCAUACAGAAAAAUAGAAGCAAAUAGAGCUCUCGCUUUGAGAAACCCCAUGGCAGAAAGAGCAGAAGGAAGGCCCUCAGAUGCGCUCAUCGUGAUGGUCAUUGAUGAAGAUGAGUUCCAUGCCAACUCUGCAAAAUCCAUGCUCUCUGAAUUGAACUAUUAUGUGGCAGUCUAUACAAGUCCCAUAGAAGCGCUCGGUAUUCUUGAAAAGAAAGCACAUGAUGUUGAUUUUGUCAUAGCAGCGGUGGACAUGGAAGAGUUGAAUGGCUUUCAGUUCCUGGAAGCAGCCAAAGAUAUGCAUCGAAACCUUCAAGUGAUCAUGAUGUCAGCAGAUACAACAAUGUACACAAUGAAGAGAUCUGUUGAACUUGGUGCUCGUUUUUUGGCGAAGAAGCCUCUUGAUGCUACUACCAUUCACAAUAUGUGGCAACAUCUUGAUGUAAAAGUUCUUAGGCUGAACAGGAUGAAGUAUCUGUUUCAAGGUUGAAAUUAACAUCUUAUGACAAAGUAUUUAUGCUUAUA
Aegilops tauschii subsp. strangulata is the source of this 537-nucleotide messenger RNA. Lineage: Eukaryota; Viridiplantae; Streptophyta; Magnoliopsida; Poales; Poaceae. The record is from RefSeq and is a predicted model, not a curated record.